UUAAAAAAUAAACAAACUACUCCCGAAACCCAAAAAGAUAACUCUGCUUUGUUUACAGCCGUAGAGAACAACGAUAUCAAGACAGUAAAAAAUCUAGUCGCCGAAAAAGAAAUAGACGUUAAUAUUUAUGACCCAACUAACGACUUUACCCCCCUACAUAUCGCAGUGGCCCGUGAUUAUCUUGAGAUGACCAAACUUCUACUUGCCAGCCAAGCCAAUCCUAAUGCACAAGAUGGCGAAGGUAAUACUCCCCUACAUUUUGCGGCCGAAGGCAAUAAUUUAAAACUCCUCAAGUGCCUAGUGAAAAAUAAAUACGAAGACCUAAACGUUGAAGUCAAAGCGGAUAAUGGUUUCACCAUUAGCGAUGUAUUCUGGCAAAAAGAUUAUUCUUAUGCUAAAAUUUAUGAAGAUUUAGUGGAAAAAUAUAAAACCUCUGCGGAAAUCCAGUUUAAUCAGCAAGAAGAUUACGAACAGUUGUUGGAGUUAGCCGUCAGGAAAAUUUACUCGCUAAAAGUUAAGGAGACUGCCACCAGUCGCCGGCAAAAAUUCCAGCAGGCCCAACAGUUAUUCCAGGGAAUAAGAAGACUAGUUGAGGAAAAAGUAACUGCUAAAACUUAUCUCACUAGAGGAGAAAUAGAGGAAGAGGAGAGGGCAGAAUACGAAAAAAAGAGUAAAUAUAAUGAAAAUAAUGAUUGGGAAUAUUUAUCGCUGAUUGAAGAUACUAACAUUAUCACCAACGCUAUUUACGAGCAAAAAUUAGAUAAAAGCUUGCUUGCCACAAUUAAAAAGGAGACCAAUAUCCAAUAUGUAGAUGAAAGUGUGGAAGAAGAAGGUGUCCAUGCUGAAAUGAAAAUAUUGGCUACCCUUCAUACCAGAGGAAAGUUAAGUAAAAGAGGCGGACUAAGCCCUUUUCAAGUUUGUGGAACUCACGGAAGCACUUAUAUGAACUGGAUGGUUCCUAAUAAUAUUCCUGAUAGGUAUAAAGCCCAAUUGUUGAGCGAAUUAGAAAAAUUACUACUACCUAAAAAAGUUGGUGAAAGCACUAGUGUAAUUCCUCCUUUGCUAACUAAAAGUCAUUAUCGGGAAUUGGAGCAAGAAGUAGAAUAUGAAAGUCAGGUAGAAGUUGGUGCUUCUUUGCCAGUAAAUGAUUACGGCGGAGGAUUGUCAAGAGAAGAUAUGAUCGGAAGUUUUAUGACACAAUUGCUCAUGGUCGAGGCACGACGACAGUUAGACAAGGGCAAAAAGUUUAGAUCGAGAGUCAAAUCUGUCAAAUUACGUGAUGAUUACAUUGAAAUAGAGUUUGAAGACUCCGAUUUAAUAGAGAUAGAUCUAGAAAGAAUGAAUGGCAUGCAGAUAGACAUAUUAAAGAGGCAACAUUCUAAUGUAGUAAAACUAAUUGAACGAAAAAGCAAAAGUCUGGAAGAGUUAAAAUCAGAAAAUCAACAACAAGCGAAAGAAAUAGAAAAAUUGAAAGCGGCACUAGACAGCGAAAAGCAGACAAAAACAAAAUUAGUUGAGGAAUUAAACAAAAUUAUCACAAAGAAUUUUGAGUCUAUGAAACAAGAAACACAGAUAUUGAUAGACCCUAAGUAG
Messenger RNA from Racocetra persica, 1593 nucleotides. The record is from the annotation of a GenBank genome assembly. Lineage: Eukaryota; Fungi; Glomeromycota; Glomeromycetes; Diversisporales; Gigasporaceae.